Molecule: messenger RNA, 876 nt
Organism: Beauveria bassiana ARSEF 2860
Lineage: Eukaryota; Fungi; Ascomycota; Sordariomycetes; Hypocreales; Cordycipitaceae
Product: thiol methyltransferase 1, putative
Exons: 2
Coding region: 1-876 (291 amino acids)
Molecular function (GO): S-adenosylmethionine-dependent methyltransferase activity
Source: RefSeq, a predicted model, not a curated record
AUGGCCGCCCCAGAUACCUCCAACCCCAACAUCCUUCGCGACACCUUUGCUGCGGCCAGCCACACGUCUCAAGACCAGGCUUCUGCCUGGGACAAUCUAUAUCGAAAUGAUUUCCACCCCUGGGACCGCGGCGGCCCUUCUCUCGCCCUCGCCGACCUGCUCACCGAGCGCCCGGACCUGAUUGCCCCCGCGCAAGACGUCGACCGCCGCGGCAACCCGCUCCGCGAUGCCACUGGCGCUGUUGUUCGCCGCACAGCCCUCGUGCCUGGCUGCGGACGCGGCCACGACGUGCUGCUCCUCAAGACGUUUGGCUAUGACGUCGUCGGCUUGGACAGCAGUGCGGAUGGUAUUCGUCGCGCAAAAGAGAAUGUCGCGGCGCUCGAGGCGGCGCCUGGCGGCGUCAAGCCGCAGGGCAAUGUACAACUUGGGCAAGAAUCAUGGGUUGUUGCGGAUUUCUUUGCGCAGGACUGGUCAAACGGGCUGGGUACGGACGGGUCUGGCAAGUUUGAUCUUAUAUACGACUAUACGUUUCUCUGCGCCCUACCCCCAAAACUCCGACCACAAUGGGCGAAGCGCAUGUCUGAGCUCAUAUCCCACGACGGCCGCCUCGUGUGUCUUGAAUUCCCGUCCGGCAAGCCCCUCUCCGAAAUGGGACCGCCCUGGGGCGUCAACCCGGAGGUCUACGAAGCGCUGCUCUCGCACCCCGGACACGAGCCGAGAUACAAUGACGACGGCACGGUCAUUGAGACACACGAUAUAAAACCCACGGAUGGUGCGCUGCAUCGCAUCAGCCUUGUCAAGCCACAGCGCACGCACAAGGCGGGCAUGAAUGAGGAUGGCUCGGUGCGGGAUUUCAUUUCGGUUUGGAGUCUAUAG